Knipowitschia caucasica is the source of this 240-nucleotide messenger RNA. NCBI's taxonomy places the organism in Eukaryota, Metazoa, Chordata, Actinopteri, Gobiiformes, Gobiidae. The record is from the annotation of a GenBank genome assembly.
AUGCUCUCCCUGUCUGAUGCCUCUGAGUGCAGUGGGACGAGCGGCUCUUCAGAAGUCCGACCUCGAGAUGAGAUCAAAGGUGCUGGGAUCAGUCUGAUGAGCGCGUUCGCCGCCACAAUAAAAGCCCUGCCGUCAGCGCGGCAGUGGCGUCAGCUCAGCGGAGGCCCGGGCGUCAGCUCAGCGGAGGCCCGGUCCUCAGCGCUCAGGCCUCAGCGGGGGGAACUGGCGCUGGCUCAAUAA